Molecule: messenger RNA, 1328 nt
Organism: Dothidotthia symphoricarpi CBS 119687
Lineage: Eukaryota; Fungi; Ascomycota; Dothideomycetes; Pleosporales; Dothidotthiaceae
Exons: 4
Coding region: 85-855 (256 amino acids)
Biological process (GO): proteasome-mediated ubiquitin-dependent protein catabolic process
Cellular component (GO): nucleus; cytoplasm
Molecular function (GO): protein binding
Source: RefSeq, a predicted model, not a curated record
CCAAGCACUCUCGACCACGGUCGGGCAGCAAACACCUCACACUGAUGGACAUAAUAUGAGGGUGAUGAGCGCCUUGGCUUCAUUAUGAGCUCAUCCACCGUUUCUGUGUCGGCUGCGACGCCGACGCAACAUCCUUUCCAGAGGAAGAUCGACGAGAUCAAGCCAUCGAAGAUGGACAUCAACUUCGUCAUCAUGGACUAUCUGGUUAGUGAGGGGUAUCCCCGAGCUGCGGAGAGGUUCGCCAAAGAAGCGAACAUUCAUGUGCCUCUUGUGGAGGAGUCCAUUCAGUCGCGUGUAGAAAUACGACGGGCUAUCCACAGUGGUGACAUUGAUGCCGCUAUCACCAAGAUCAACGAUCUAAAUCCUCAGAUCCUCGACACAAACCGCUCUCUGCACUUUACAUUGCUUCGUCUGCAGCUUAUCGAGCUCAUUCGGACAUGCACUUCGUCUGCGACCGCGGACGUCACACCUGCGCUGAACUUUGCUUCAGCACAACUCGCACCUCGUGCUGCCACAAUCCCAGAGUUCUUGAAGGACCUCGAGCUGACGAUGACUUUGCUUAUCAUGCUCCCCGCUACCGGCAAGCUACAACCAGAGCUAGCUGAGCUUCUCGAACCUUCGCUUCGCCGAGAUGUAGCGAGCAAAGUCAACGAGGCUAUCCUCACCAGUAUGGGUGAUCAUGGGGAAGCGCGGAUGCGGAGUUUGGUUCGCCUACGACAUUGGGCAGAGGCAAAGGCUAGGGCUACUGGCAAAGAUAUCCCGCCUGUUCUUCCCCUUGGCCUGCAAGAUGCUGAUGAAACAUCAUCUGAAAAUAACGGGCGCAACGGUGGAGCAGGAGAUGAGAUGGUGCAGUAGUUCGGUAUUGGUCAUCUCCCAAGCUCUAAUGAACUUGCGUAUAACCCUCUAUAUAAUGCCUUCCAGCAUAUUUGGGAGUUGGAAGUGUCUUGAGCUUACGUCACUAAAUGGAGUUAAACCUCUGUUGUGUACGUCAAGAGAGGAACAAGAGCCUUCCUUAAUAACACACUAUGUUUCUUCACAUUCUCUUCCUCUCCUCAAGUACUUGUGAAAUAUAUUUACGCACAUUGUGUGACGAUGAGGCGUCGAGGAUUCGAGACAAAGAGUCAAGUUCGCCAUCAAUACCUUGGUCCCAGAACGACUACUAUUGUCAGGUCGAUAACGAACUGAGGAGAGUGGUUGGUACGAGACGUGAUAAUAUGAGACGAAUGGAAUACGGCCGUUGAGUUGGUUAUCUGUCUGGUCCUGGAUGUGAUGUGUUGUUUGUUUUUAAAAGCUAUUGCUUGAAUGCCUCUUUGAAACACUGCGAAAUC